ACUGGAGAAAGGAGAGGAGCGCAUACAGGAGCCAGCUGCACUGCACACCGCGGUUCAUUUUGCGAAUCAUUUACAGGCUGGAUAAUUUUAAUGCUUCUGAUUUCACCGCUAGCCUACCGCGAGCUGCUGCUUAUCAAAGCGGCAUUAUUUUUAUUUAUUGCAGCGGUCUUUGAUUGGGAGAUAAUUCGUACAAACUGAACUGGAACCAGUUUUUAAAUGUUUUGUGUCUUAUCUGAAGAAAUUUAUUAGCUGCAUAAAAUCUGACUUUUGAAAGUCUGAGAGACCUCCCUCUGCCAUUCUGGAAAUACUGGGUGUUCGGCACUGUACGGGACUGUUAGCACUAAGACGUGUUCGUGCUCCAGCACCGUUUCCCUUCUCUCGUGAGGUCUCCGACUGUUUUUUUUUUUCACGGCUUGAUACAUCAGUUUUAUUUCUCAGUAAGGAUUUCUUUUUUUUUUUUCUCCGACCAGAGGCUGCGCGAUUUCAGAUAAAUGUUGUUUGAGAAAGGUAAGAAAACCUUUCAGAAAUAUUCUUAAAAACUGGAUGGAGCAGAUGCUUUAACAGAAUUACUGAAAUUACAUCUGGAUGCAUCUGCAGUCUUACGAUGCUGCGAAGAACCACAUAGAUACAUUUUUAGCCCGCUUUUCUUAGGGCUUUUUUUUCUUUUCAUUUUAUGGACUAAUUUUACGGAAUUCUUCAGUAUUAUUUUGAGGCUAUAAGCUUUUUUCUUUGCUCAAAAUGGUCUGUUUACAAUUCCAGUCGUGGCUCCCAGUUUGUAGCAUAUUAUGAACUACAUUUAGAUUUACAAGAUUUACAUGGGUAAAUUCUUGUUUAUGAAUACUUUGAGAAUGUGGCGUUAUAACCCUUCUUAAUAGCAUUACUUUUAUUUCCAUGUAGCACAUCGAAAUGUACAGUUAUUCGAAUACCAUAUACAAUGUCAGUGCAAUCUAGAUAUACUGUACAGUAUUUAAAUCAGAUCUAGGCGCAUCCCUUUUUCUAUCGGUAGCGUUACUGCUUUAUUUUGCCUAAAUUUGACAUUUUCUUCAAAACUUUUUUGAUGUAAUAAGCGCCUUAAAACAACUUGAACGUUGAUUAUGAAAAGCUCUACUGUAAACAUAUGUAAAUGGUAAUAGCAGAUGCAAAGACUGAUUUAAGGAAGAAAAAUCAACAGGUACAAUGUCCUCUAAGGAAAUGGAUUUUGUACAGAUCAUUCUAAUAGCUCUCUCGUGCUGGACUGUGGCCGAAGCUGUGAUCAAUCUGAAAUAUUCGGUGGACGAGGAGCAGAGAGCGGGGUCAAUCAUAGCGAACGUUGCAAAGGACGCAAAAGAUGCAGGAUUUGUGGAUGAUUCUCAUCAGCCUUCCUUGCGAGUCAUCUCCAAUUCCGAACCGCAUUGGGUGGACAUCAGCCCAGCAGGACUUUUGAUCACCAAGCAAAAAAUUGACCGGGAUGUAGCUUGCCGACAGACACCAAAGUGUUUUAUCUCUUUGGAAGUGAUGUCCAAUUCAAUGGAAAUCUGCGUGAUUAAAAUUGAAAUCAAGGAUCUGAACGACAAUGCGCCCCGAUUCCCCACAGAUCACAUAGACAUUGAAAUUUCAGAGAACGCGUCCCCCGGCACCAGGUUUCCCCUAGAGGGGGCAAAUGACCCGGAUUCGGGGAGUUUCGGCGUACAAACAUACGAGAUCACCCCGAAUGAUCUGUUUGGACUAGAGAUUAAGACAAGAGGGGAUGGGUCCAAGAUUGCCGAGCUUGUGGUGGAAAAGACGCUGGACAGAGAAACACAAUCUCACUAUAGCUAUGAAAUCACCGCUGAAGACGGAGGAGACCCCCCAAAGUAUGGCACUGUUCAGCUUAAUAUUAAAGUCAUAGAUUCGAAUGACAACAACCCAGUCUUCGAUGAGCCCGUGUACACAGUUAACGUGAUGGAGAAUUCUCCUAUUAACACGGUAGUCAUUGACUUGAACGCAACAGAUCCAGACGAAGGCACAAAUGGUGAAGUAGUGUACUCGUUCAACAGUUACGUCACCGAGAAAACAAGGGAUGUAUUCAAAAUUGAUCCUCGAACCGGUGUGAUCACUGUAAGUGGAGUUCUGGACUACGAGGCAAUGCAUAUCUAUGAGAUUGAUGUUCAAGCCAAAGAUUUAGGUCCCAAUUCUAUCCCGGCUCACUGCAAAGUGACUGUAAAUGUAAUGGAUGCAAACGAUAACGUGCCAGUAAUUAAUCUGUUGUCUGUGAACAGCGAGAUAGUAGAAGUCAGUGAGAACGCGCCACUAGGAUACGUCAUAGCAUUGGUGAGGGUUUCAGACAAGGACUCUGGUGCGAACGGAAAGGUGCAAUGCAGACUGCAGGGUAACGUCCCUUUCCGGCUGCAGGAAUACGAGAGCUUUUCCACCAUACUUGUUGAUGGCAGGUUGGACAGAGAACAGAGGGACAUGUACAACCUGACAAUUCAAGCAGAGGACAGUGGUAUCCCAUCACUGAAAACCACAAAAUCGUUCGCAGUAAAAGUGACGGACGAGAAUGAUAACCCUCCCCACUUUACUAAACCGUAUUACCAAGAGAUGGUCUUGGAAAACAACACCCCUGGCGCCUACUUGCUUUCUGUGUCCGCAAGGGACCCUGACUUGGGUUUGAAUGGCACCGUAACCUACCAAAUUUUGCCAUCACAGGUGCGAGACAUGACCGUUUUCACCUAUGUGUCAAUAAACCCAAAUUCUGGAGACAUUUAUGCCCUGAGGUCCUUCAACCACGAGCACACCAGGACUUUUGAAUUCAAAGUUUUGGCUAAAGAUGGUGGAAAUCCAUCUUUAACCAGUAACGUAACCGUGCGAAUUGUGGUAUUAGACGUGAACGACAAUACCCCAGUCAUGACCACUCCGCCAUUGAUAAACGGUACAGCUGAAGUGUCCAUUCCAAGAAAUGCUGGAGUUGGUUAUUUGGUUACCCAGGUAAAAGCCGAUGACUACGACGAAGGUGAAAAUGGAAGAUUAACGUAUUCAAUCUCGGAGGGAGACAGGGCUUAUUUUGAGAUAGACCAGGUGAAUGGCGAAAUUCGGACUACGAGGACGUUUGGGGAGAACGCAAAGGCGACCUACGAGAUAACUGUGGUGGCUCACGACCACGGCAAGAUGUCUUUGUCCGCUUCGGCUUUUAUCAUCAUCUACCUCUCCCCGGACCUGAACGCACAGGAGUCUAUCGGACCCGUAAACUUGUCCCUCAUCUUCAUCAUUGCCCUGGGCUCUAUCGCAGCCAUCCUGUUCGUCACAAUGAUUUUUGUGGCAGUGAAGUGCAAAAGGGAUAACAAGGAAAUUCGGACAUAUAACUGCAGUUUCUUCUACUUGCGUAGGGUGGCGGAGUACUCCUACGGUAACCAGAAGAAGUCCAGCAAGAAGAAGAAGCUGAGCAAGAACGACAUCCGGCUGGUGCCGCGCGACGUGGAGGAAACGGACAAGAUGAACGUGGUGAGUUGCUCGUCGCUCACGUCCUCGCUCAACUACUUCGACUACCACCAGCAGAGCCUGCCGCUGGGCUGCAGGCGCUCGGAGAGCACCUUCCUCAACGUGGAGAACCAGAACUCGCGCAAUGCCGCCCCAAACCACGGCUAUCACCACAACUUCACCGGGCAGGGCCCUCAGCAGCCUGACCUCAUCAUCAACGGCAUGCCGCUGCCAGAGACGGAGAAUUAUUCCAUUGACUCCAGUUAUGUAAACAGCAGAGCGCACCUUAUUAAAAGCACCUCCACGUUCAAGGACAUGGAAGGGAACAGCCUCAAGGACAGCGGUCACGAAGAGAGUGACCAAACCGACAGCGAGCACGACGUUCAGCGAGGCCACUACGCCGACACCGCCGUCAACGAUGUGCUAAACAUGAGUGCGCCGCCCAACGGCUGCCAGCUCCCAGACCAAGGAGACUCCACCGAGGGCUUCCACUGCCAGGACGAGUGCCGCAUUCUGGGCCACUCCGACCGCUGCUGGAUGCCCCGCGUGCCCAUGCCAGCCCGCGCCAAGUCCCCAGAGCAUGGCCGCAACGUCAUCGCCCUGUCCAUCGAGGCGCCCACCGUGGACGUCCCGCACUACGAGGACUGCGGCACCAAAAGGACUUUUGCCACCUUCGGCAAGGACGGGCCCGAGGAGCCGGAGCGGGGCGAGAUGAAGGCAAAGAGGACAAUGGAGCCCCCGGUGUGCAGCCCCAAAACCAACGGGGCUGUCCGCGAGGCGGGCAACGGGCGGGAAGCCGCGAGCCCCAUCACCUCCCCGGUUCACUUAAAGAGCCCCGUCUCCAAGCCGCCCUCUGCCUACAACACCCUGAAAUGCCGGGACGCCGAGAGAAUCGCCAACCACACCUUGCUUCGGCAGCCGGAGGGGAAAGACAGUGAGCCUGCCAUCCGGGAGAUCAACCAGCUCCUGCAGAACAGCCGCGACAAGGAGUCGCCCGGCAACAAGCGCCUGAAGGACAUCGUGCUCUAACAGCAUGGAGCAGGAGCCAAAUGGGUGCACGGAGUACAUGCAUACACUCACGCACUCACACACACACACACGUGGACAAAACUGUGUGUUUGUGAAUGAGAAUACGAGAGAGAGGAAGAAAGAAACACACCCACAACACAGCAAAGAGAAGGUGGAAGUUGUCCAAUGACGGAUAAAGAAGUGGAAGAUGCUGAGAUGGGUGUUUGCCGGGGAGUAAAAAGCACUGAUGUGGCUUUGUCUUUACAGCAGUAAAAUGUGUUUCCCCCCUCCAUUCCACUCUCCACUCCAGGAGAAAGGGGACCAUGGGGUUAUGGUUCUGCUUUUGUUUUUUUGUUUUUUUUUUGGUUUGGGGGGGGGGAGGGGGGGAGAAGAAGGUGACAUUCAGCUGAAUUUGUCGGAACACCUGUGGCAACGGAUAUAAGUAGUCAUGCCUUUAAAUUUUUAUUUUCUAUUUUGUGCUAUUGCCUUUUUUGGGUUCACGGUUUGGUUCAGCUGCCAGAUUGUUCAAUGUUGAAAUAGAUUCUUUUUCGGCGUGAGACCCCAAAAUGCAUCAAACUACAGCCAAUCUUUUCAUGAACUUCAGUUACGAUCAGCUACUUUGCUCUAUAUAUCAUGUAAAAUAAUGCUGGCAUUAAAAAAAGUUUCCGUUUCAGUUUCCAUUUGUCUUAUAACAGAAUCUCCUUCUGCGUUUCCCUGAAGACAUUCCAGCGUCAUGAAACUGUGAGGUCUUUGCGGUAUUUAUUUUUUAUCACUGAUGGAGCAAAAUGAACUCUUAUCAGCUGGAGUCUACUGAAUAUUGGAAGUGGGAAAGACUAAACUGAGACUGAAAAAAAGACUUGUUUCUUUUGAAUCUCCUGUGCCCAUUCUUGAUUGUAGCCAAUGGGGCACGGUUUACUAGAACUUCGUGCUCUGGUCUUGUACUUUUUUGAAAUAUUGGGCUAGGAUAGAGGGGUUCGUCACUCACAUGUCUUGCUAUGUGAAACUCUGUAUAGGGUUUAAUAUUAUCAUUUUUUUAAAUAACCUGUUGUUAUGUGACAAUCCCUUUAAUGUUUCGUUUCGAGAGAGAAAAAAAACAUACAUUGGUGUUCAACUGAAGCUAAAGUAGCGCGUUUGUUACACAAACACAAAAAGAAAAAAAAAACAUA
Molecule: messenger RNA, 5609 nt
Organism: Megalops cyprinoides (Indo-Pacific tarpon)
Lineage: Eukaryota; Metazoa; Chordata; Actinopteri; Elopiformes; Megalopidae
Gene: pcdh19
Product: protocadherin 19
Exons: 5
Coding region: 1177-4464 (1095 amino acids)
Biological process (GO): homophilic cell-cell adhesion
Cellular component (GO): plasma membrane
Molecular function (GO): calcium ion binding
Source: RefSeq, a predicted model, not a curated record